This is a messenger RNA of Limulus polyphemus (Atlantic horseshoe crab), 4688 nucleotides long. RefSeq names its product AMME syndrome candidate gene 1 protein-like. The record is from RefSeq and is a predicted model, not a curated record. The coding region runs from base 23 to 733 and encodes 236 amino acids. Lineage: Eukaryota; Metazoa; Arthropoda; Merostomata; Xiphosura; Limulidae. The transcript is spliced from 5 exons.
UUGCUUAGAUUGGCACGGUAUAAUGGCGAUUGUAUGUCGAGGGGCGAAGAAACAGAAAAUAAGUCAUGAAAGACCAUCAAGCCCACUUCGAAAUGGAGAUUACUUUAUCUCUAAUACCUACCAAUCUACGAUUUACAGAAAUGGGAUGGUGGCUUGCGUUGAAAUGUGUUUCUUCUGCUUUGAUGUUCUAUACUGUCACCUAAAUCAGUUUGAACCUCCAAAGUCUCCAAACUUUCCAAAUGACAGAUAUCCUCUGUUUGUAACAUGGAAGAUAGGAAAGGAUCGCAGGUUACGGGGAUGUAUAGGUACUUUCAAUGCCAUGAACCUUCAUUUGGGUCUUAGAGAAUAUGCAUUGACAAGUGCUUCUAAGGAUAGCCGGUUUAGUCCCAUUACAAGAGAAGAAUUCAGCAAAUUACAUGUGUCUGUUUCUAUACUUCGACACUUUGAAGAAGGAGAAGAUUACCUCGACUGGGAGAUUGGAAAACAUGGCAUUCACAUUGAAUUUACUACUGAAAAGGGCUCAAAGCGUACAGCUACUUAUCUACCUGAAGUUGCACUAGAACAAGGAUGGGAUCAUAUUCAGACAAUUGACUCUUUACUGAGAAAAGGUGGCUUCAAAGGAACUAUUACCAAGGAAAUUCGUCAUUCAAUAAGAUUAACUCGGUAUAGAAGUGAGAAGAUAGCAGUAAGUUAUCAAGAAUAUAAAGAAUUUUUACAAGGUCGACGCUGCUAGCAUCUCUUUACUUAGUAAGAAAAAUUGAGCUGUAUGACAAUUACUGGGAGUUUUCGGUUUAUUCUGACCUGUUAGACAUGAAUAAGAGGACUCUCAUUGUUAGUGCCUCCAAUGAUUUCUUGUCCAUAAGCAACAAAAACUACAACUUAAAAGAUUGCUAAGAUAACUGAAAUAGGUUUGAAGGUAUGAUACUGUGUGAAAAUGGUUUAAUGUGAUGUGUAAAGUUAAUGUAAUUUUACCUUUAUGGUUGCUUUAAUUACUUUACAAUCAAAAGUUGCACACACAAAAGUAUAAAACACAAUACUUAGUUAUAGGACUUGAAUAUAUUCAAAAACAUUCCUUGUAGUAUUUAUUAUUUUGGACUGUUUGAUAACAUAAAUAGCCUUGGAAUACUAUACCUUGUUUCUCUUACAUGAACCUUGCUUUUAAGACGUAUUGCAUUUCUUUGAAGCUCUAUUUUAAAAACUAUGUUAACAACGUUGUAAGUUAAUUUUUUUAAACAAACAACAGUUGUAACAGUAGAUUUUGAAGAAGAGAUGUAUUCACAGUCUUUCACGUCACCACUCGGGGGCUCGGAAAGCUAGGGUCAUGACACCCUUUCAUUCAAUGACUUUUCAAUAAAUAUUCUUUUUUCAAACAUACUGCAAAAAUGUAACUGAAAAAAUACUUAUCACCAUUAAAAAAAUUGAAACAAAAAUUAUAUUUUUGUUAUGAUUAACUACAAAAUUAUUUCAUGAAGAAUUCUAAAAAUCUUGAUUUUAGUAAUUAAAGCACAUAAUUAUUGUGAAGUUGAUUAAUUCUAUAUCUAUGCAGACAGUAUUUAGUGACCUUUUUUGUAAAGAUAACUUGGAAAAUGAGAGCCUACUAUCCAUGUUUAUAAUGCUAGAUCCAGUAGUAUGUGUUAGUCAGUACUACCUAAUGCGAUAUACAUAUUUUGUAAUCAAUCAUUCUUUAUCCAUCCAUUAAGAAUAAGAAACUUUGUCUCCUUUUUACAUGUUCAUAUGAUUACAGCUUUAUGAAAGCAUCGUAAACAUGUUCAUGGAGAAAGUACUAACCUGUGAUGUCUGUUUAGUUUGCCCUGUCUUUGCUUUCUUCUUGAGUAGAUGUACGUUACUUAAUAUGGCAUCAGUUGAAGUGCCAUAUUAAUACCUAUAUUGAUACAUGUGGCACCAGUAUAAUUAGCAUCUUCAUGUUUGCUGUGGCUAUUUCAGUUGUGGAUUUUCAUGUUUUUGCAUUAUUUCACAGUAACAUCAGCAGAUUUUUUUUGUCAUUUUUGUUGUUAAUUAGACAUUUUAUUAUUAGAAGUACAGUUUGCAUCUUUACAUUUAUUUCUUGUUAAGUAUGUACAAGAUAUAUAAUGACUAGUAGAGACCACUUAAAGUGUUUCAGAUUAAUUUCAAUCUUUUGGUUGAAAGUGAACAAUUAGCCUUAAUACUUGUGUGUGUAUGUAUGUAUUACAAACUUAACCUGCUUUGAAUUUGUGCUGUGCUGUUACAACUUCGUUUUAAGAGCCAAUGUUAUCUUCACCCCUUUCAACUAACUACAAAGUUGGUUAAAUUUCAUUUUAACUUUUUGUAAUGAUAUUUGAAGAACCAUCUCUGUACCUUAAACUCAUUUACCAGUAAUGACUGUAUCAGUCUUAUAAUAGUUAGACAUAACAUAAACAGAAUUACCAUCCAUUUCUGUUUCAGUCACUUUUUAAUGUUUACUGUAAAUAGUGAUGUGAACAGAGAAAGUUGAAAUAAUAUAUUUUAAUUAUCCUUGCUAGUUACUACAGAAUUAAAAACAUUUCAGCAUAAAAGUAGGAGUUCAAAUAUAAUACUGUACCUCUACUUUAACCUUGCGUUACAUCCUUUUUCAUGCCAAGAAUAAGAUGUUUUUUGUCUACUUACAUCUUUCGACUUUUGUCAUUACCUGCUGUUAGCAAUAUAUAUUGUGUAUAUUAAAUUCUGUAUGAGAACAUAGUGUCUUUCAUCAUGUCUCACCCCCCCCCUCUAUUGCUAGUGUUUCUAUCAUAUUAUGAUAAUUUGGAGUGUUGUGCAGCGUACAUAUUUUACUUUAUUACUUACAGUAGUGCUGUGAUGUUUUAUGGGUGGGUUUUCUUUAUUUUAUGAGUGUUGUUUGUCAUGUUAGUUAAAACAAAUUUCUAACUUUAACUUGGUUUUAUUUUUAAUUUCUUUUAUUAGUUAUGUAUGAAUUUUGAUAAUAAGUAUAAUAAGGGAGAAUCUAGGUCUUCAUUUUAUGGGUUGUAAAUUCAAUCUGUUUGACUUAUUCAUGCUUCAGGUCUUUGAACUUUCAGUUUUGAAAGUUCAGCAUUUGAUAAUGUAGCAACUUCUUAGUUGAAAAUUUUAGGUAUGAAUGUUAUGUUGCUAUGAGUUUGACCAUAGAUUUUAUUAUAAGUGAUUUUAUUUUCUCCUCCUUUACAUUUGGGACAGUGUCCUUUUGCAUCUGUUUUUUUAUUUUUCCCUCCUUACUUAAUUUUCUUUUUCAGACAUAUUUUUUACCUUUACUGAAUGAUUAUUUUUUAAAAUUUAACAAUGGUAAGUUUUUCUUGUUUGCUUCUUCAAUCAGCAAAUAUUUGUACUAUAUCUAUGCUGUUAUUGGUUUUUUUCCUGGGUGUGUUAACAUAUUCUUUCCAUAACACUUAAUAUCUCUUAACUUUCUAUGAAAAUUUAAUUCUAAUUACUCAUUAAAAAUUAAAUGAAUUUUCUAUGAGCCACCAUUUUACACUUUCUAAUGAAAAAUGUGCUAUGUAAAACAUUUUAAUUUGUUAUAUGUGAUAUUUAUUAAGGAGUAAGACAUAGUACUCUUGAAUAAGUAAUAAGUGGCUCUUCAAGAAAUGCUGCAUAGUAUGUUCUGUGGCAUUUCAGUUUUUUUGCAAUCUCUUAAACCUGUCUUUUGCUUCAUUUUUAUCAAUAAUUUUUUUUUGCUUUCUCUGUACUGAUAGCAGUUUUGUGUGAUGUUGAUUUGAAAUGUUUCAAGACAGGCUCCUUUUUUAAAUUACUAGUUUCAGCUCUAUUAGAUGAAGUCUUAUCUUUUGCAAAAUGUUUGCACACUGAACACCAAACUAACUAAAUGUGUCAUUAUCCUCAUGACGUUUAAAUUCCAAAUUCUGGUGAACUCCAAGUGAUUACAGGUCUAAUCUCUAUUUCAAAAAAGUGGAAUGUUUUACAUUUAAUGACAAGUUCUAGUUCUCGGCCUCAUUUCGCCAUACAGGUGUCGCAUUUAUGCCUUUUCUACAUGUAUAUGUUCACUGAAACUCGAAAACUGUUAUAAUUUUAUUCUUAAACUCUUUUCAACUAAAAAUUAUCCUGAAGCAAUUGGAAAAUUUCCUCAAAAAUAUUCAAUUGCUUCAAUAUGAACAGUUGCAGAAUUUUUAUUUAAAGAAAUAAAGCUCUUCUAGGAUAAACAUAAUCAUUUACUUGUUUUGUUUACAAACAUUUCACAGCACAAUGAUCCAACAAGAGUCAGCACGGCAGGCAUGUGUUUUUAUGCAUCAGUCACAGCAGUUGACUCUUGUUGGGUGGACUGGUGGCUGUCACUUGUCUUAAAACAAGAUCACCCAUCUUGGAAAAUUGGACGAGUGGUAAUUUCAAGCCUUGCUACUUACCUUCCGUAAUAACUAUCUCACUUUGUUUUUAGCCAAGAACAUGCACAGAAAAUCAUUAUUGUUCAACAAUGGGUAAGGAGCUACCAGUAAACCUUAAACAACACAACAGUAUUAGUACUACAAUGUACCCACUGUGAAUGUGAACAAAGAAACUUGGCUUGCCCUAGAUGCUAGUCAUGAGAUAUUCUCAUAUCUCUUCCUUGCCACUCAUCACACACUGCCCUUCCUCAAGACCAAACUUUAUUCAACUACCUCUCUUUAUGAAUUGAAGAAAUUGCAGCUCUAAAUUGACAGUGCAAAGUCUAAAAGUUAGAGGGGAUGAUCUCCUUGUAAAAAAAAAAAAAA